Mizuhopecten yessoensis (Yesso scallop) is the source of this 2288-nucleotide messenger RNA. Its product is annotated as carbohydrate sulfotransferase 1-like. Bases 439 to 960 code for a protein of 173 amino acids. Gene Ontology annotation, biological process: sulfur compound metabolic process; N-acetylglucosamine metabolic process. The record is from RefSeq and is a predicted model, not a curated record. NCBI's taxonomy places the organism in Eukaryota, Metazoa, Mollusca, Bivalvia, Pectinida, Pectinidae. Gene Ontology annotation, molecular function: N-acetylglucosamine 6-O-sulfotransferase activity. The transcript is spliced from 5 exons.
GUGUACACCACACGUAUUACCAUACCCGUCUUCUUCUACAUACACAUCCAUACAAAGACGACAUUAUAUAUCAAUUGUGAUUUUUAUUUAUCGUUUUGUAUCAGCUUGUCAUUGUAAUCCAGCCCUGGUUAUCUUCUUUUGAACAGAUACCGAUUUUAAGUGAAACAUCUGUUCGAGGAUUAAGAGCGAUGUUUAUGAUGACAAUGUAGGACGCGGUAGAUGUUUUACCCCACAGGAUUAUGUACAUGUAUCGAUGUGUUUACUUUGAACCAAUGUAGAGUGUUUUUUUUCCUACAUAUUGGGAUGGUUUUGUAACACUGCGACGCUUCACUGAAAAUACCACAUCUGUGUCACGUGAUAACUUCAUCGAAAAACAGUUUGUUCACCAUUUCUGGAAAACGACGUUGGUCUGAAUAUUAGCUUGAAAUCAGAGCGAAAAUGCCCAUGAACAAAAAAACACUCCUGUUAUCCCUAACGAUAUUGAACAUCUUGCUCUUUACUUCUAUCUUCAGGAGCAUCAAAGAAGAGGAACGUGCAUCGUUACGUGACACUGCGAAUUUCAUUGAAGAGAACAACCGUGGGUUACAAUUGAAUUACAAACAGGAACGCCCCCGUGACGAUUACCAAGAUGGAGUAAACAAACUCGAUUUUGACACAAAAUCAACACAACACCCAAAUACAGACUCCCCAAAGGUGUUUCAACACUCGGCAGGUCCAACUCCCAUAAUUCUUCACACGUACAUGCGCAGUGGAUCUUCCUUCGUCGGUGACCUACUUAAGGCCGGGACUGGAACGUACUACACAUUUGAACCGAUACAUGCUUUGCAGUUUACAAUCAGACACAUGGUACCUAUUAGGUACCUCAAUAAGCCAUCCAAGACUUUGGUAUGUCCAGGCCUUGGGACAGACUCCAUGGCCUUCCAAAACGUUGGUGAACCUGCAACACUAAGGCCGGGCUAGGCGCUAGGAAACAGAAAAAUUUUCAACAAUUUUCUGGACGUUGCUGUACCAACGGUGAGGGACAUGGUCACGUGUCAAUUUUCCAAACUUCCGGUUCCGUAUUUUGAGGACGGGUUUUUCUCCUAUAGUACCAGAGCUAGUAUAUUUACUCAAUGUAAUAAAGGAGAAAGAAUGAUAACCGACACGGAUAGAGCGAACACGUGUGCAGAGGAAUUAUCAAAAGAAUGUUCCAAGUCGUCUUCUUUCGUAGCAAAGAUAAUUCGCCUGCCAUUAUACUCUCUUGAGGAACUUAUGGAACAAAUUCCGAAUUUAAAAAUUAUACAUUUACUGAGGGAUCCAAGACCUACAAUGUUAUCGCAGAUGAGAGCCGGUAACGUAAAACAUAAAUAUUUAAAAACAAACGUCACAAGUUAUUGCAAUCGUGUAUAUGAUGACGUCGUCAAGGCGGACGAUUUUAACCGGAAGUUCCCUGGUCGAUUGCUGCGCGUGCAUUAUGAGGACAUUGUAAUGAAACCCUUCGAACUAACCCGAAAAAUGUACGAUUUUGCUGGCAUGCCCUUUACGAACAGAGUAAGUGAUACGAUAUCUCGCCUGACUGGACAUACGGAGCAUCACAAAAGUUCUAACGAUAAAGCGUCGGCGUGGCGGUCAAGUGUUGACAUGGAUUUCAUACAUACUGUUGACACGGCAUGUAACCUGCUAUACGCCAAAGUUGGCUUCCAGGCCAUGGCUACGGAAGCCGAUAUACGAGACACGACAAAAGGUCUAAGGGGCCCGCCGCCUCCUUUUGAUGACUUUCGAUUAGCAUAGAUAUAUAAAAAAUAGAAUGAUACAUAAAACAUUAGCAAGAUCCUAGCGUAAAAAUGUCAUUGUGUUAUCUUAUUUAAAAACAGACUCGAUAGACAUGCAUUGAUAAAGAACUGAUUUAUAUUUACGUAGCGGAAAUUCUACGUUAGACAGUCACAGGUGAUGUCCAUAACUGAAUUGUAUCUACAUUUUGUUAUAUAUAUGUGUACUUACAUAUGUAUAUUUUGAAAUCAUGUUUGAAUCCGGUGAAAAGGAUCUAAACAAAAUAAAUAAAAUAUAAUAAAAUCUCGAUAUACUGACGCUUGUGUAUCACCGUGCAGUACAACUUCACUAUACUGUCCUUCGUUUGUCAUUUAAAGUCAAAUUUUUAUAUUUAAUGACAUUCUCUGAACUCUGUACAGUAAAAUACUGAUAUGAUACCAUUCGUUGUCUCUGUAUUAUGAAGCUUCGAUAUAAUGUCCCUCGUUUGUCACUAUACACUAUGGGCGGAUUGGUCGAGGGGUUAACACUUCGGCCUUCCA